GGGAAAGUCAUUAAUAAUGGCAUGUUCAUUUUGAUUCUUUUAUCAUAUUCUCUCUUCUUCUUCAUCCGUGCUGACACUCUUCUUUCCACCACCAUAAACCAGAGCCACUGCUAUUUCUCAGUUGAUCUUGUUGUGUCAGAUGGUACUUAGUUGUGGUAAUUGGAAGCAGUCAGUUGUCAAGCCUGAGUUCACCAGGAAAGAGGCUUAAUUAGUGUUAUGUAGUCGAUAUACAAUCACAGAUUUCUGAGCUGCCGUGCUUAUAUGUAGAUAGAGUGAAGCUAGCCUUUCGGAAACCAUGGAUCGGCUUCUUAGUAACGCACGUCUCAUGAUUGUCUCGGAUCUUGAUCAUACGAUGGUUGAUCAUCAUGACCCUGAUAAUGUAUCUUUGCUUCGAUUCAAUGCCUUAUGGGAGUCCAAAUACCGUAAUAAUUCUUUAUUAGUUUUCUCGACUGGGAGGUCACCUACUCUCUACAAGGAGUUAAGGAAAGAGAAGCCAUUGCUAACCCCCGACAUCACUAUAAUGUCUGUUGGAACCGAAAUUACAUAUGGUAACUCAAUGGAACCGGACUACGGUUGGGUCGAUUUUUUAAAUCAGAAAUGGGACAGGAAUGUUUCGGAAACUGAACAACGGCCACAUAAGGUAAGCUUUUACGUGAAUAAAGAGAAGGCCCACGACAUAAUGAAAGCUCUCUCUGUGCGCCUAGAAGAACGUGGGUUGGAUGUGAAAAUAAUAUACAGUGGAGGGAUGGACCUGGACAUCUUGCCACAAGGUGCCGGCAAAGGGCAAGCACUUGCCUAUUUGCAUAAAAAAUUCAAGAACGCUGGUAAAUUACCGAUUAACACCCUCGUUUGUGGCGACUCGGGAAAUGACGCUGAACUGUUCAGUAUUCCAGAUGUAUAUGGUGUUAUGGUCAGCAAUGCACAGGAAGAAUUAUUACAGUGGCAUGCUGCAAAUGCGGAAAAUAAUCCUAAAGUAAUUCAUGCAACCGAGAGAUGUGCAGCUGGUAUUAUACAGGCCAUCGGUCAAUUUAACCUGGGCCCAAGCACGUCCCCUAGAGAUGUCAUGGACUUAUCUGAUUCCAAGAUGGAGAAUUUUGACCCGGCUUACGAAGUGGUGAAGCUUUAUUUGUUUUUCGAGAGGUGGAGACGUGCUGAGGCUGAGAAUUCUGAGGUUUAUCUUGCCAGCCUGAAAUCUGUCUGCUCUGAAUCUGGCACUUUUGUUCACCCAUCUGGAAUAGAGAAACCACUUCACGAAGCUGUAAACUCGCUGAAAACAUGCUAUGGAGAUAAACAAGGGAAGCAGUUUCGGGUUUGGGUGGAUCAGGUUUUGCCUGCCAAGAUUGGUUCGGAUUCGUGGCUCGUGAGAUUCAAGAAAUGGGAACAAUCUGGGUGUGAGUGUUGCAGAAGGUUUGACUUGGGUCCAUGUGCACCAGACAUGGUUGGAUGGGGCUGGGCCAAACAGCCACACAACAACAUGGCUAUUUUAGAAUAAUUUGCUAUUCAAGGUCUGGCAUUUAUUUUUUAUUGUUUUCAGUCCUAAUAGAAUAAAGUUUCUGCCAGAUUGUAUGAAGUGAGCUACAUACAUGAUGUACCCAUUUUCAGCUAUUUGCUUCUGUAAUAAUUUCGAAAAUUAGUUUUAUUUUUUCCCUGAAAUUAGGUCAGACCUCAAAAUCUACGUAUUUUGCAGUUUCAGCCAAAUAUUUCUGAAUAAAGGGCUGGAUAAUUUAAUAUUAUUUAUUAGAAAAAACUACCGAAUUAAGAAAUUCAACCAGAUACAUAUUUAAACUAGCCCCUGAUAUUUUGGCCUACAAUGAGAAGAACAUGACACUGACUGCUCAAAAAUUG
Striga asiatica is the source of this 1845-nucleotide messenger RNA. The record is from the annotation of a GenBank genome assembly. Lineage: Eukaryota; Viridiplantae; Streptophyta; Magnoliopsida; Lamiales; Orobanchaceae.